AUACAAACCAAAUCAGUAGCUGGCGAUGAGUCAUCAACAAUCAAUUUCCUUCUUCAAUUGGGAAAUUUUGCACUACAAACAACAAACGGAUGUUAGCUCCUCUGAAUUGCCAACCUUCGCCUCAACUAUCGACCAUGCCGAAUUCCCAAUCCCAACCUGCUUCCCGCCAUGUCGCGGUUAUCGGAGCCGGCGCCGGCGGCAUUGUCGUUGCCCGUGAGCUCAGCCGCGAGGGCCACCGUGUGGUCGUCUUCGAACGGAACAGUCAAAUUGGAGGGACCUGGGUGUAUUCUCCGGAAAUUGAAUCCGAUCCACUUGGAGUCAACCCUGGUCGGACCCGAAUCCAUAGCAGCCUUUACAAAUCUCUACGCACCAAUCUCCCUAGAGAACUCAUGGGCGUUCGGGAUUACCCGUUUGUGCCACGAGAAGGGGAAGAUCGAGAUCCGAGGCGAUUUCCAGGUCAUCGAGAGGUUUUGAAGUAUUUGGAAGAUUUCGCUAAUGAAUUUGGGAUCUGUGAAUUAGUGAGAUUUCGAACUGAGGUGGUUUUUGUUGGUUUGGAGCUUGGAAAAUGGAGGAUUCGAUUUCGAUGUGAAAAUGGGGCUGUUCAUGAAGAAACUUUUGAUGCUGUAGUUGUUUGUGUUGGGAAUUUUUCGCUGCCUCGAGUGGCAGAGAUUCCUGGUAUUGAUGAAUGGCCUGGUGAGCAGAUACAUAGUCACAAUUAUCGCAGUCCCGAACCAUUUCGGGGUAAGGUUGUUGUCGUGAUAGGUUAUUCUUCAAGUGGUACGGACAUUUCUCAGGAGCUCAUUGGGGUUGCCAAAGAAAUUCAUAUUGCUUGUAAAUCAGCUAAAACAGAGCUUUUGGACACACAAUCAAGUAUUAAUAGCGUGUCAUUGCAUCCAAUGAUCGAAAGUGUCCAUAAAGAUGGGAGAGUGGUCUUUCAAGACGGGUGCAUCGUUUCGGUGGAUGUUAUUCUGCACUGCACUGGGUACAAGUAUGAUUACCCUUUCCUUGAAACCAAUGGCAUUGUUACUGUGAACGAGAACCGUGUAGGACCUCUAUACAAGCAUGUCUUCCCCCCAGCGUUGGCCCCGGGGCUUUCCUUUGUUGGGUUACCAUUUAAGGCUGUUCCAUUGCCCUUGUUUGAGCUUCAAGGCAAUUGGGUUGCUGGUGUUUUAUCAAACAGGAUUGCACUUCCAUCAAAAGAGGAGAUGUUGGCCGAUGUUAGAGCUUUCUACGCAGCUCUUGAAGCCUCUGGCAAGCCCAAGCAUCUGACCCACGAAUUGGGUGAUUCUUUGCCUGCCUACAUGAACUGGCUUGCAGCAACUUGUGGUCGUCCUGCCUAUGAAGAAUGGAGAAAAGAAAUGUACAUUGCUACUAACAUUAAUAGACUGGCCAAUCUCGAGUCCUUCCGUGAUGUUUGGCACGACGACGAGUUGAGUCGUCAAGCUUAUGAGGAAUUUAGUAAGUUUACUACAAAUGAAAGAAGUCAAAACAACUCACAUAUGAAUGUUUGAUAAGAUUGGUUGUGUUAGUGUGCAUUACAUCUAUUUAUGUGCUAUUGAUUCUUCCUCCUGGUUGGAUCUUGCCUUCAAAAUAAAAAAGACAAUAAUAUCAGCUUAUAACACAGCAUAUUAGAGCAUUGAAUUGGA
This is a messenger RNA of Cucurbita pepo subsp. pepo (vegetable marrow), 1646 nucleotides long. Its product is annotated as flavin-containing monooxygenase FMO GS-OX-like 3. Gene Ontology annotation, molecular function: flavin adenine dinucleotide binding; N,N-dimethylaniline monooxygenase activity; NADP binding. Lineage: Eukaryota; Viridiplantae; Streptophyta; Magnoliopsida; Cucurbitales; Cucurbitaceae. The record is from RefSeq and is a predicted model, not a curated record.